This is a messenger RNA of Calliphora vicina (urban bluebottle blowfly), 422 nucleotides long. RefSeq lists its product as uncharacterized. Lineage: Eukaryota; Metazoa; Arthropoda; Insecta; Diptera; Calliphoridae. Bases 79 to 363 code for a protein of 94 amino acids. The transcript has a single exon. The record is from RefSeq and is a predicted model, not a curated record.
CAUUGAAGACAACCAAUAAGUAAUUGGUAAACAUUUUUAACGAGACGCGUACGAUUUAAAUUUAUAAACACAUUCGCUAUGCCACCGCCACCCUACUAUGAGGAUCCAUAUCGCCAUCGUCAUCAUCAUCACCAUCAUCGUCCAGGUAUCGAGAUUGAUAUUGUUCCCGGUUGGAAUCGUCCAUACUAUCCUCCACCUCCCCCGCCUCGCACUGAGGUGGUGGUCGUAACACCAGCGGCAAAUUAUCCCGGGGCACCCUGCCCUGGCCAAUAUUAUAAUAAUGGUGCAUACUACAACAACGGUGGAGCCUACAAUAACGGAUGCAAUAAUGGCUACAACAAUCCACCCUAUCCCCGUUGGUAACAAGUGUUCGUUCUUUAAAAGUGUGGAAAAAUAAAAUGAUAAAUAUUUCGAGUUAAUAU